GUUUCUAUUUGCACUUCAACGUCGAAGCCAGCACAAGUCAGUCAACUCGCACCCCUGCACUAAGACGCGCCGCCGCGGCCUCGAUUCGCUGAAAAGCGACGACUGCCCGCCAGCGCAAACAUGUCGACACCACCUCCACCUCCUUCUGCUGACACCAACAAGCCCGCCCCCGCCAAAAUGGACGCUUCGCAUGUCGUCGUGCGACUGCAACAGUCCAAGGGUCUGCAGGAUGCCUUUCGGGUGCACGUCCUGCCCGAAUCCCUCACCGACGCUGGCCUCAAGCUCAAUGAUAUCUGCCAGAUCACCAGCGAAGAUGGCCUGACCACCGGCUAUGGUAUCGCCUGGAGAGCAGAAGACAAGAUGGGCAGUAGACCCAAGACUCGCCCGGCCAAGAUGACUGAAACGUUUCGCGACUUGUACGACUUCAAGGACGGCUCCAAGGUCAAGAUUUCCCGCGCCGACACGAAAUUGUAUCCCGCCGACCGCAUUGUGCUCUACGACGUCACGCCUGAAGGGCAUAACAAGCCCGAUGUUGUUGACGAGACGAAUUGGGAGUGGAGCAUUGGCAAAUUAUUUGAGGACUCCGACGCUCUUGCUGCUGGCGUCUCUUUCGAAGUCACGGGUGCCAAGAAAUAUCGACGACGCUUUCACAUCGAACAUAUCGAAUCUGCUGGAGCACCAGACGGAAAUUGUUUGUAUCGUAUCCGACGAGGCACAUCGAUUGAGCUUCCGAAUGGCACCAUAUCCAGACUUACUUCCCCUGUGAAUGGCAACGGCAACGGCAAUCUCUCGCUCCACACCAAUGGCUUCCGAGGUCAGAUGAAUGGAGACACGACCCUGGAGCUGGAUCCGCAUCGCCUCGGGGGUUUGGUCGAGCAGAUUCGGAAACUGAACGCCGCCAUGGGCAAACUAGUGGAGGGCGCUCGAAUCGCCAAUGGUCACUCUCGUGCUCGCGCCGUCUUGCUUCAUGGCUACCAAGGAUGCGGAAAAACGACUGUCAUGAAAGCACUAGCAGAUAGUGGUUUCCGAAAAGUGUAUCGCAUUGAGCCUGACAGCAUACUCAGUGGGACUCUGAGCAAAGGACGAACUCAGAUCCGAGAGACCUUUCAGCAAGCUGCCGAGCGUGCCAACCAGCCUUCACUUAUACUGAUAGACAAACUCGAGACGCUGACGCCAAACGAAGAAGACAAGUUCUCGGACACAUUUAUUGACGAACUGGAACGGAUAAAAGACUGCCGUGUCAUGAUCGUCGCUGCAGCCCGGUCAAUCUCCGAUCUUAGUGCUUCCAUCAUUGGCCCAGAUGGAUUCUGGAGGCACGUUGAGAUACCCAUUCCAGAUGCCACUGCUCGUCAACAAAUCUUGAACGUUGCACGACAAAAGUCGCCUUUCGCGAAGGAUGACGUCUCUGCAGCAAUAGCAGCACGCACUCACGGAUACACUGGUGCAGAUUUACGGCUUCUCCACAGCAAGGCGUUGGACGAAGCAGAAGACAAGGAGGAAAGAGAAGCUGUAUCCCGAUUGAGAUCACCCAGUCUUCCUACUUACGAUGAGGCAAAUUCUUUCUAUCACCACUCCUCAGCCGGAGAGAGCUCCCGCCGUAACAUUGACCAUCAUGCUGAACCACUGGACGCUCAACUCGAAGAUUAUGAAAAAGCCCUGCCCAAUGUCGUCCCGACAGCACUGCGGGAGAUCUUUACAGAGAAGCCAAAGGUACAAUGGAGUAACAUCGGUGGCUCGGACAAGGUCCGCGAGUCUUUCGAUAAAAUUCUCGGCCUUCGACAAAACGACCGAGCCCUCCUCGAAGAAUUCCAGCGAAAGCCCGAAAAAGGUGUCCUCCUGUACGGUCCUCCCGGCUGUUCCAAAACCAUGACCGCUCAAGCCGUCGCAAACAGCUACAACUUCAACUUCAUCGCCAUCAAAGGAGCCGAACUCAUCAGCAAAUACGUCGGUGACUCUGAAAAGAAGGUCCGCGAAGUCUUCGCAAAGGCGCGCGCCGCGGCUCCGUGUGUCAUAUUUUUCGACGAAAUCGACGCAAUUGCCACUUCACGUGAUCUGGAUAGUGGAAGUAAGGGCUUAAAUGUCCUCACUACACUCUUAAAUGAGAUGGAUGGGUUUGAUGAACUGAAGGAUGUCCUCAUUUUAGCGGCGACGAAUAAACCCGAAUCGCUGGAUCCAGCUCUUAUCCGACCCGGUCGAUUCGACUCACAUGUGUAUCUCGGUCCACCGAAUUUGGCGGCGAGACAGGAUAUCUUCCGAAUCGCGUGCUCGGGCGUGCGUCUUGCAGAAGAGGUCAAAUUCGCCCUACUGGCGGGUAAAACUGAGGGGUAUUCUGGGGCGGAAAUUGUGAAGAUUUGUGAGGAGGCGAAGGAUUUGGCGAUUGGGAGGGUGAGGAGUGGUGAGGUGGCGGAGGGGGAAAUGAGGUGUAUUACCAUGAGGGAUUUUGAUUCGGCGAGGGAGGAAGUAAGGAGGGGGAUCACUGAGGAAAUGUUGCAGGGGUAUGAGAUGUUUGCGAAGAGGUAG
Messenger RNA from Cercospora beticola, 2520 nucleotides. RefSeq lists its product as uncharacterized. The record is from RefSeq and is a predicted model, not a curated record. NCBI's taxonomy places the organism in Eukaryota, Fungi, Ascomycota, Dothideomycetes, Mycosphaerellales, Mycosphaerellaceae. Gene Ontology annotation, cellular component: cytoplasm. Gene Ontology annotation, molecular function: ATP binding; ATP hydrolysis activity.